Brassica napus (rape) is the source of this 2100-nucleotide messenger RNA. Its product is annotated as zinc finger CCCH domain-containing protein 18. The transcript has 7 exons. Lineage: Eukaryota; Viridiplantae; Streptophyta; Magnoliopsida; Brassicales; Brassicaceae. Gene Ontology annotation, molecular function: protein binding. The record is from RefSeq and is a predicted model, not a curated record. Bases 493 to 1821 code for a protein of 442 amino acids.
AUCUAAUCUUAUCGUAUAAACCUCUCAGUAAUCGAAUCCAUAUGGUUAGGGUUUGAAGGAGGUAAGUGAGAGUUUCGUCAAAUGUCAGAAGGUUCUCGUCGGAGCAGGGUCACUAUCACUCUAGGCCGUAGCGGCCAGGUGGUAAGUCGAGAUGGAAGUGAUUUAGAAGAUGAGUUGCCCAGAGUUGGGACCAAGCGUUCUGUCAAAGAGAGAUUAGGGAACCUGUUGGAUAGUGAUGCCGUCACUAAAAGGUGUUUCCUUUUUCCUUUGAGUUCAUGGGGAUGAGAACAAUGAGUGUUGGUUGAUGCAAUCAUAUUGAUUUCUAUGAUUGUCAGUGAAAGUUAGGCCUUUUCUUUGGGUUCAUGGAGCUGGCAAAGAGGGGAAGCUAGUUUCAGCGGAAAUGAUUUGCAGAUAAGUAAAAAUGAUCUCCGGUUCAAACUGUUGCAAAGAAAUGCCAAGAGACGAACUCAGAGCGAUGGAGGCAGCAGCACUAUGGAUCUUCGUCAAAAGCUUCUCUCCAAGAGUGAGCAGCCUCCUCCUCCUCGUAGCCUUGAUAGCCGUCCUCGCAUGGCUGAGCCAAGGGAUGGCCCGUUACCUCCUCCUUCAGGAACUGUCCGUGGUCCCUCGCACAUGCUUUCAUCAGGCAGUAACUAUUCUCCUCGGACUCGGGAUGAUAUACCAAGGAGAUCUCCAGAGAGGCUUGUGGGUAGUUCCAGGGGCCGAUCGCCUCCAAGGAACACUGGAAGUAUCAGUGGCACUCCAAGGGCGCUAUCACCGCCAAGGAACACCAGAAGCUUCAGUGGUGGUUCUAGGGCUGCUCUAUCGCCGCCAAGAAACGCUGGAAGAACAGUUGGCCAUCCAAGGGAUCUAUCAGUAUCACCACCUAGAAAUGCUGGAAGAAUGAUUGGCAAUCGAAGGGAUCUAUCAGUAUCACCUCUUGGCCAUCCAACUCCAAGGGACCUAUCAUCUCCAAGACAUGCUGGAAGAAUGAUUGGCCAUCCAAGGGAUCUAUCACCGCCAAGAACUGCUGGAAGAAUGAUUGGCCAUCCAAGGGAUCUAUCAGCAUCACCGCCUAGAAAUGCUGGAAGAAUGAUUGCUCGUCCAAGGGAUCUAUCACCGCCAAGAGAUGCUGGAAGAAUGAUCGCUCGUCCAAGAGAUCUAUCACCGCCAAGACAUGCUGGAAGAAUAAGUGGCCAUCCAAGGGAUCUAUCACCACCAGGACAUGCUGGAAGAAUAAGUGGCCAUCCAAGGGAUCUAUCACCGGCAAGGAUCACAAAUAGCUUCAGUAGUGGCUAUAGGACUAUGUCCCCAACUAGAAAUGUGGGAAGCAGCUACAUGAGCUCUUCUCGGGGGUUUUCCCCUCCUAGGAAUCCUGGAAGCUACAUGGGUUCUUCAAUGGGUUCGCCUCCAUCAAGGAACGUAGAUGAUUUUAAUGGACGAAGCAGGAUGCUUGAUGAUGUGAGAGCCUCACCGUAUGGAUUCAGAGGUGUCCUAAAUAGUCAAGCACCAACAAGCGGCCCUACUUUCGCCAGGCCAAUGUUACCUCCUCCGGUCCCAAACCCUCAUCUGUUACCUCCUUUGAGUCAGCUUCCUCCAUUUGGAAGUAUUAUGCAGAACAGUCCCUUCCCUGUGGAAGAGCCUCUAACAGUAGACAGUUUUCUAGAUUCACUUGGACUUGGAAGAUACUCCCUUGCCUUUAAGAGAGAGGAAGUGGAUAUGAACACAAUAAAGCAGAUGAAAGAAAGUGAUCUAAAAGAUCUCAUCAUACCAAUGGGGCCAAGGAAGAGGAUUCUUCAAGCGAUAGCGUGUCUUCCAAGAUAAUAGCUAUGAGAAACUGGUUUGGUGGGCUCUUGUUGAUUCUCACUCUUUUGGUCUUUGCUGGCCUUUUUUGGAGAUCCAAACUAAGGAAAUGUUUUUUGAGAUUCAGAAUCGAAACUCUUCUCUCCGGAUAUUAACUGUUAGGCAGAAUUUUCCUCUGUAGUUCUUCUCUGUGAUGCAGUUUUUUUUUUUUUUUGGACAAGUUGUUGACAGAACUUAACUACUUGUCCAGGGUUUCGUGUCUUAUUUUGAAAUGCGACUGGCACGAGAGCUGUUUCUCAU